Molecule: messenger RNA, 1388 nt
Organism: Klebsormidium nitens
Lineage: Eukaryota; Viridiplantae; Streptophyta; Klebsormidiophyceae; Klebsormidiales; Klebsormidiaceae
Source: the annotation of a GenBank genome assembly
GUCUGACCCUGGAUUAGGGUUUGCUCCAGCGACUGUACAUAGAGUGCAGUGCAUGCCUGUUUGCAUGAGAACUUUCCGCAGGGGCGUACGAGAGGCGAUGCUUCGGAAAGAGGACGGUGUGUGUUUAAUAUACCUGCUUCGACAAGAUCCCCAAGAAAGUAUUCAGUCUACAUUCUGCAUGCAUUUCUGAUGGAACAUUGACGAUUAUUCUGGACUUAGAGAGCCCAUGGCGGAGGAAACGCGCACCGAACGGCCGUCCAAUGGCCACGUGGACCACCACAAGGCCUGUGUGCGAGCUGCAAAGGAAUGGGAAGCUAGCGCCCUGGCGCCAAAGGCUGCGGAGAAAGCCGUGCAGGCAUUCUUAUUGGCGGUACCUCUCACGGCUGAGAGCACGGUGCUCGAGUUGGGGUGUGGGAGUGGCCUAUGUACAGCAUUGAUUGCUCGAAAGGUCGGAGCGGUUCUGGGGCUUGACCGAUCAAAGGGUCUGGUCAAGCGGUUUGAAGCGAAGGCAGCGAGUCUGAAGCUGCAGGACAAAAUGGCAGCCGUUCGAAUGGAGUUGAAGGACCCGAAGCAAUUGCAGGAUUAUCUGCCUGACGAGAGGGGCUUCGACGUAGUCUUCUCCCAUCGGGCGCUCCGCCAUUUACCAGAUUUUUCUGCCGCUUUGGGGGUUCUUCUGCGAGUAUUACGGCCCGGGGGCUGGUUGUUCGUUACUGACCUUGAAAGCGCAGGGGAUGUGGCCCCUCAGUUAAAUGGGAAUCAUCAGGAACAUGUAGUGCGAGAAGGCCUCAGCGGAGCCGAGCUCGAGCGGGGACUCCAAGCAGCGGGCCUCGUCGAUGUUUCCGUUGGCCGGUCGUUUAGUCUCGACGAUCCCGAUCAGGAGAAGGGGUCCGAAACGACCUGGUACCUAGGAGGUGUAGGACGGAAACCAUGCAGCUCGGCGCUGCGAUAACCAGCCCAAACCUCCGAGUGAGGCAAUGAAUCUGGGCAAAAUUUUGUUGAGUUGCUUACAUUGAAUUCUAGGAUACAAGUUGAGGCGGUAGCAAACUGCAGCUGCUUACAGAGUUACAAUCACGGCUAACACUAAUCAGACUGGGUUCUAGAAUGCACCGGAGUCGAACUUAGACCAACUCGACCUUUAUUGCAUGGUUUUUCCAGCAGCACCCUUGCGAAGCGUGGGUGCAACUGUAAAAGUAGUUGAUUGAAUUGUGUUGUGGUCGAUCUAGGAUUAGUCAUAUGAUAGGAAAGGGAAAGUAAGUAAGUUGCUAUUCAGCUGAGUCGCUUUUGAAUCGUGCUGCGCCAACAGCCUGCCAAACUUUGCACAAACUGUUCUCAGCUAGGGAAUGAUUCAGUGAGCUGGUGACAACCACACGCAAAGCUCUCAUGGGGCC